GCGUCGGUGGCGCGCGGCGCGCGGGGUGAGGGUGAGGGGUGAGAGGGGACAGACAGACAGACAGACCCACACGGACUCGGAGCGGAGGUGGCGAACAUGUGGGAGCGGGACCGGAUCUGUAGGGGGAGCAGACAGCGCUGGGGCUAAGCUGCUGAAGGAGGCCGACAUUUGCUCGAGGAUAACGGCAGCCCAGGCUCAGGCCGGACAGGCAGUCAGUCAGUCAUAUUGCCGUUGUAUAUAUAUAUAUAUAUAGUGAUUGAGUGUGAGGAGGAAGUCGUGUAACGUUUGCAGGACAUGUCUGUGGGCGGGACGACUCUCACACCGGGCGAGUUGCGGGGUAUUUACAUGUAACCCAUCCGAGAGACCGUUCGGAACCAACCUCGAAUGUAAACGGUUCAGACAUACCAGUCAUGACAACAGAGGCAUCUGCCCCCACCAAUCGUAAGCAAUUCUAUUGGCUGCGAUCCUUUACAGCAGGAGGAAUUGCAGGAUGUUGCGCCAAAUCAACAAUUGCACCGCUGGACAGAGUGAAGGUUUUACUACAGGCUCAUAGUCCUCAUUAUAAACACCUCGGAGUGUUCGCUACUCUUUGCGCUGUCCCAAAGAAAGAAGGCUUCCUUGGAUUAUAUAAAGGAAAUGGGGCCAUGAUGAUUAGAAUCUUUCCUUAUGGUGCCAUUCAGUUCAUGUCAUUUAACCAUUACAGAAAGUUUGUCAAUGAGACAAUUGGCAUAUCUGGGCACAUUCACAGAUUGAUGGCAGGAUCCAUGGCAGGGAUAACAGCAGUCUUGUGUACCUAUCCGCUUGAUGUAAUUCGAGUAAGAUUGGCAUUUCAAGUGAAGGGUGAUCAAAGGUACAAUGGAAUUAUCGAUGCUUUCAAGGUCAUUUAUACUCUGGAAGGAGGUUACAGUGGAUUUUACAGAGGCCUGAUCCCUACAAUUAUUGGAAUGGCUCCUUAUGCAGGUGUUUCAUUCUUCACUUUUGGCACCUUGAAGAGUGUUGGUCUUACUUAUGCUCCUGCCCACCUUGGAAAACCUUCAUCUGAUAAUCCCAAUGUUUUAGUAUUGAAAACUCAUGUGAACUUGCUCUGUGGUGGAAUAGCAGGAGCCUUUGCCCAAACAGUAUCCUAUCCUUUGGAUGUAGCUCGCAGACGGAUGCAGUUAGGAGCUGUGAUGGCAGAUUACGACAAACAUUGCACAAUGACCAAGACCCUGAGGCAUGUCUACCAUACACAUGGAAUCCGAAAUGGCCUUUAUCGUGGACUGUCGCUCAAUUACAUCCGUUGCAUUCCCUCACAAGCAGUGGCAUUCACUACAUAUGAAUUCAUGAAACAAUUACUUCAUCUCAACUAAGAACAUUUUCAUACCUGGUCUAUGGAGGGAGUCUGUGUAUUGAAAAAUACCACCAGAUUGCUUGUACUGGACUGUUGAAUUUCCAAACCAGGUGUUACUUAUUUUUACCCUGUGGAAAUUUUCACUGUGAAUACCGUGAUGAUGAAUGUUUGCCAUGAUCAUGUGUGAAGACCAGACUUUUUCAUUUAUUUUAUUAAACUUUUGAUCCAGACAGUGUUGGAAAAUGGGCAUUUGUGUGCUUUUUAAAUUCCUUAGAAGCCGUUGCUGCAAUAUUUGUGUGAAGCACAAACUCUUUCUUGCCCAGUCUCAGCUACCUAAGUGUCUAAUGCAAGAUGGUGAACUGUUUGCAGACCUCCCAGUGACUCUCCUCAUACCAGUUCUUGGAUGGAAGCUUGAGCUUGGGGACGCUGCAGCAAUGGAGAUGCAUGUUUUGAAAGAGACAUUAAGGUCCUUUGCCUAUUCAGCUGGACAGUAAAACUACUACAUCUACAAUAUUUUCAAAAUAUAGAACAGCUUAUUGCGGUGCCUGUCUUAACAGUCCUCCAGAUUAAUUCACCUAUCUGUCUGUGAAACCAUACUGGUACAAAUGGCUGUUUGCUGACAAAAAAUUUCUACAAUUGACCUUAUUAUCUGUGAAGAUCUUUUAAGAUGCUGUCAUGCUGCACUAUGAAAAUGCAAUUUUUUUUUACCCAUAAUGGUGAAUGAUUGGCCUGAACCCAGUUCCACCAUUUAAUGGUCCCAUUUGGCUGUGGCUCACUAUUUAAGUAACUAAGAUGGAUUGAACAGAUUUUCUAAGGCCACGUGGCUUGGAUGAGGUAAACCAAUUUUAUGUGAGCACUAAAGUAAUCUGAUGAGAAAUCUUGAGCUCUGAAGUUUAGUUCCUCCCCAAUCCUCUAUUUCGCCCACAAAAUCUUUUAAAGGACUGGGACAGGCAUGAUGCUCUGAAUGGCCUUCGAUGCUGGAAGAUUCUAUAACUUCACCCAGACCUGUACAGUUUGUAUUUGACAACCUAGUUAACAGCCAGACAUUGUGAAACUAGAAAUAACUCAAGGUGACAAUUUGUAUUUCUGGUAAUCCCCACAAUAGAUUGUUUAUUUUAGUGUGGAGUACAAGUGGUAUGUUUUUUCCUGUGAGACACGCUCUAUUCUGAAACAAAAGCAGAAGCGGCUGGGAACACUUAGCAGGUCAGACACCCGAAUUCUCACGAAAGGUCGUUGCCCUGAAACAUUAACGCACUUUCCUCUCUCCAUAGAUGCUGCCUGAUCCACUUAGUGUUUCCAGCGACUUGUGUUUUUAUUUCAGAUUUCCAGCAUCUACAAUAUUUUGCCUUUUGUUUUAUGCAGUAUUCUGAUGUCUGUUUUAUUCCAUAAAGGUCUUUUUUAGCAUUUCCAUAAAGAUCAA
Messenger RNA from Callorhinchus milii (elephant shark), 2750 nucleotides. RefSeq names its product solute carrier family 25 member 16 (gene slc25a16). The coding region runs from base 411 to 1349 and encodes 312 amino acids. Gene Ontology annotation, cellular component: mitochondrial inner membrane. The record is from RefSeq and is a predicted model, not a curated record. The transcript is spliced from 10 exons. Lineage: Eukaryota; Metazoa; Chordata; Chondrichthyes; Chimaeriformes; Callorhinchidae. Gene Ontology annotation, biological process: transmembrane transport.